AUGGAGAUUUGCAAAGCUUUAGGAUUGGAGGAUUCAGUCUUAGGACAGUUUACAACUGAAUUGGAAGAUGGAGAUCUCCAGUUGAUCACAAUUGCAACUACUGCUAUGAAGAAAUCUCAUGUGUACAUAUUUGACGAGCCUUCAACCUAUCUCACGGUGAAGCAAAAGAUGGGAGCUGCCAAAGUCAUCAGGAGCCUUGUCAAAUCGGAAAGGACUGAUUGA
Messenger RNA from Microthlaspi erraticum, 222 nucleotides. The record is from the annotation of a GenBank genome assembly. Lineage: Eukaryota; Viridiplantae; Streptophyta; Magnoliopsida; Brassicales; Brassicaceae.